AUGAAAACAGAUGUAGACUCUUGGUUAUAAACAAUUAAAGUAGAAAAAGAGAUAUUAUCAGAACAAAACCUUCGCAUAUUAUUACAAAAAACAAAAGAACUUCUAAUAGAAGAAUCAAAUAUUCAACCAGUAUCUGCUCCUGUGACAGUAUGUGGAGAUAUUCAUGGCCAAUUUUACGAUUUAUUAGAGUUAUUUUAACGAGGUGGUGAAAUUCCAUUAACAAAUUACAUAUUUAUAGGAGAUUUUGUAGACAGAGGAUACAAUAGUAUAGAAACAAUCGAAUAUUUAUUUUGCUUAAAAGUAAAAUAUCCAGGAAAAUAACUCUUUUACGUGGUAAUCAUGAAUCUCGUUAAAUUACAUAGGCAUAUGGAUUUUACGAAGAAAUAUCAAGAAAUAUGGAAAUAUAAAUGCCUGGAAAUAAUUUACAGAUGUUUUGAUUAUUUGAAUAUUGGUGCGAUUAUUGAAUAGAAAAUUUUUUGUAUUCACGGAGGUUUAUCACCUGAUAUAAGAACCAUAGACUAAAUAAGAACUAUUAAUAGAUGUAUUGAAAUUCCACAUGAAGGACCUUUUUGUGAUCUUAUGUGGUCUGAUCCAGAUGAACUUGAAGGAUGGUAAAUUAGUCCAAGAGGAGCUGGAUGGAUUUUCGGAAAUAAGCCUACUGAUGAGUUUAAUUUUUUGAAUGAUUUGGAAUUAAUUUGUAGAGCUCAUUAAUUGGCUUAAGAUGGGUAUAAAUAUUGGUUUGAUAAGAAAAUUUAGUCACUGUUUGGAGUGCGCCUAAUUAUUGCUAUAGAAUGGGAAGUGUUGCUAAAAAUAAAAGCUGUUGAUGGAUGGUUAGUAUUUGUUUCAGGUUUAGAUUAAGAAACUACAGAAGAUCAUAUUUAUGAUAGUUUUUGUGAAGUUGGAGAAAUAAAAAACUGCCAUUUAAAUUUAGACAGAAGAACUGGAUACGCAAAAGGAUAUGCAUUAGUUUAAUAUGAAAAUAUAAAAGAUGCGUAAGCAGCAAUUGAAUAAUUAAAUGGAACCACUAUUUUAAAUUAAAAAAUAUAAGUUGAUUGGGCAUUUAAAAGACCCCCUAGAGACCGCAAAUGA
Molecule: messenger RNA, 1089 nt
Organism: Ichthyophthirius multifiliis
Lineage: Eukaryota; Ciliophora; Oligohymenophorea; Hymenostomatida
Product: ser thr protein phosphatase family protein, putative
Exons: 2
Biological process (GO): peptidyl-serine dephosphorylation
Cellular component (GO): cytoplasm
Molecular function (GO): mRNA binding; protein serine/threonine phosphatase activity
Source: RefSeq, a predicted model, not a curated record